Molecule: messenger RNA, 1848 nt
Organism: Ylistrum balloti
Lineage: Eukaryota; Metazoa; Mollusca; Bivalvia; Pectinida; Pectinidae
Product: sodium-coupled monocarboxylate transporter 1-like
Exons: 16
Coding region: 1-1848 (615 amino acids)
Biological process (GO): transmembrane transport; sodium ion transport
Cellular component (GO): membrane
Molecular function (GO): symporter activity
Source: RefSeq, a predicted model, not a curated record
AUGGCCAACCGAACCUUCCAUCCAGCUGACUACAUUAUUUUUGCUGCAAUGUUGAUAAUUUCAGCAGGAAUUGGAGUUUUCCAUGCUUUUUCCGGAGGAAGGCAAUCAACCAACCGCGAGUUCCUAAUGGCAAAUCGUCAGAUGAGAUCUUUGCCGGUGGCACUUUCUGUGUUGGCUAGCUUUUUCUCAGCGUCCACACUUUUAGGAACCCCCGCUGAGAUUUACCAAUACGGGACCCAGUACUGGAUGUCUGUGUUUGGGGCUAUGUUGGCCCCUCUUACUGGAGCACUCCUGUUUGGACCCAUGUUCUUCAAUCUUAAAAUUGUCAGCGUCUUUGAGUAUCUGGAAUUACGAUUCAACUCAAAGUCUGUUCGACUCUUCGGGGCGACAUUGUUUCUAGUGCGAGCUACUCUGGGGAUGGGCAUAGUUCUGUAUGGGCCAUCCACAGCUCUUAGUGCAGUGACCAACUUUCCCGUCUGGGCCAUCAUAUUAAUGGUUGGAGGGGUGUGCACAUUUUACACGACACUGGGAGGAAUGAGAGCUGUAAUAUGGACUGACGUUUUCCAAACCUUAGUCAUGCUUGUUGGUAUGAUUGCUGUUUUCAUACAGGGGUCUAUUCAAAUUGGAGGACUGAGUGAAAUGUGGAAAAUUGCGUACGAUGGUGAUCGAAUUGAGUUCUUUAAUUUCGACACAAAUCCCCAAGUGCGUCAUACCUUCUGGUCUCUAGUUGUUGGAAUUUAUUUCGUAUGGCUUCCACCCUACACUGUCGACCAGCAGAUGGUACAGAGAUUUUCCUCCGCCAAAUCCCUGAAGGACGCCAAAUUUGCCUUACUAUGUAACCUACCAGGCAUGCUCAUUCUUAUUACUCUGUGUUCGUUAGUGGGCGUGGUUUUAUAUGCAAAUUAUGCUACCUGUGACCCACUGAAAAACAAUGACAUUGAAAACGCAAACCAGUUGCUGCCAUAUUUCGUGAUGGAAAUAUUUUCUGAUCUACCUGGCUUACCUGGACUGUUUGUAGCCUGUAUUUUUAGUGGUGCACUGAGUUCAGUGUCUUCCAUGUUGAAUUCCUUGGCGGCAGUCACAUGGGAAGACUUCCUGAAACUUAAACUAGACAAGGUUGAUGAAGCAAUGGCUACAAAAAUUACAAAAGCUCUAGCUGUGGUGUUCGGUUGUUUGGGCGUUGGAAUGGCUUUUGUGGUGGAACAAAUGGGAGGAACAGUACUUCAGGCCUCUCUGACGUUCAACGGUGCUAUAGGCGCUCCUUUAGUCGGUGUGUUCAUUCUUGGAGCAUGUUUUACACGAGCAAACUGGAUUGGUGCACUGGCCGGAGGUAUCCUUGGAUUCAUCUUUCCGAUAUGGCUUGGAAUAGGAAAAUAUGUGAGACAACCGCAGAAUUUUAGACUUCCAACAAACACCAUGAAUUGUUCUGAUGAAAAUAUGACGUCAACGCCAUAUCUCAACACAACAUUGUCCUUCAUGUCAACGACAUCAUCGGCCAUCGAUCUAGAAUUUGCUACAAGUAACGGAACUAUCACCUCAUCUACAGAACUGACUGGUCUAGAUAAAUUGUAUGGAGUGUCCUAUCUAUGGUUUAGUGCCAUAGGCAUCCUUACCGUAGUGGUCAUCGGUCUAGUGGUCAGCUGGGUGACCGGUACAGCAGAAGAAAACGAAGUGGCUGACAAUUUACAACUACAUUUCUGGAGAAGAAUCUAUCAAGCAGUUAUACCUCAUCGCUUUAAAAAUAAAGGCUCUGAAACAGAAGAGGAGAUAACAGGAAUAGGAGGUGAACAUGACAGAGAACUGACAAAGGAUUAUGCCUGUGUUGAUGAUGUCACAACAUCGUUGUAA